AUGAACACCUCUACACUGAACUUCACCACUACUGAAACUCAUUUCUUUGGGUUAAUGAGCAUUCUGGAGAUGUGUGCAUACAGCUUCAGCGUACUGUUUGGUCUUCCUACACAAAUCUAUGUGAUUUAUCUCAUUGUCACUGGAAGCAGAAUCACAUCCGAGUUCUUCAACCUCAAUCUCGCUGUUUGUGAAAUUGCUAACUCCCUGGAUUGUUUUUGUUAUUUACUGGCAUUUUUCUAUUCAAGUCUCUCCAGCUUAAAAAUGUAUUUAUCAGGAAUAGGCAUCACCGGUCGUCCUCUGUUUCAGUGUCUGAUCUGUGUCGAGCGUUACCUGGCUGUGAUUCAUCCUGUAACCUUUCUGAAGUACAAACCUCUCAGAUAUAAAGUCAUCUGUUGCACUGCUGUCUGGAUCAUUUGUAUUGUAUCCUGUUUGUUCUGUGGGUUUAUUAUAGCCUCUCUAGGCCUUGAAGGACAUUCAUAUUUCUUCUUGGUUCAAUUCUUUCUCUUCAUCUCCAUUCAGUUGUUUUGUUGUGUGGCUGUUCUCAGAGCUCUGAAGCAGUCAGGACCAGGAGAGAGAGGGAGAGAGAAAGAGGAGGAAAACCACAUGAAGAGAAGAGCGUUUCAUCUCAUUUUAUUAACUACUGUAAAUAUGGUUAUCAUGUAUGCUCCACUUAUUAUCAAUGGAUUUAUCGCCAUUCUGGCAAAAAAUGUUUUGCAGCCACUUUGGCUUCUUUCUACUAUUUGUUUUUGUCUGCUUGGUUUUGUACAGCCUGCUUUUUAUCUGCAUGGGGCUGGAAAACUCCUUUGCUUCUUUUCCAAAUAA
Misgurnus anguillicaudatus (oriental weatherfish) is the source of this 822-nucleotide messenger RNA. The record is from RefSeq and is a predicted model, not a curated record. Lineage: Eukaryota; Metazoa; Chordata; Actinopteri; Cypriniformes; Cobitidae.